Hyla sarda is the source of this 4060-nucleotide messenger RNA. RefSeq names its product calpain-1 catalytic subunit-like. The transcript is spliced from 19 exons. The record is from RefSeq and is a predicted model, not a curated record. Gene Ontology annotation, biological process: proteolysis. Gene Ontology annotation, molecular function: calcium-dependent cysteine-type endopeptidase activity; calcium ion binding. The coding region runs from base 644 to 2722 and encodes 692 amino acids. Lineage: Eukaryota; Metazoa; Chordata; Amphibia; Anura; Hylidae. Gene Ontology annotation, cellular component: cytoplasm.
UACACCGCACAUACCAUUCCGAUGCGGGGAGUGAUCCUGCCUUAGCCAACACUCUGGACACACACACUUGGCACGACUGACCUCAGCAGGAAGCAAGAGAGAGAAGCUCCAAGAGAGAGAAGCUCCACCCAGGACUUAUAUUGGGGAGACUAGCAGGGAGCCCAUAGGUCACUCUUGAGAUCACCUGGUCACUGGUACCUCCUGGGUAACAAUCACAUGACAUGACUCUUAAAGAUACAACACAAUUUAUAAUACAGUACACUGCAGAACAUAUGUACAGGGGGAAACAGGUGCAAGGGGCCCUGGGGACACUGAAGGAGGCUGCCUGACAGGACAGCAAGGGUACGGGCAACAUCUCCCGUACUGGGCCACCCCAUUUCCAUUUUCCUUGUUGUCACAGGAUUUGCAGUCACCAGGCGUUAGGUAUUCGUAGUUUUUUGUUCUGUGCCCAGGAGUUUUUGCUCCGUCAUUUACAUAUCAGAUCUUCUACUGACAAUUGUAAUUGUGAAAGGCAGGGUACUGUACAUUGUACACAGCAGGUAGGAGGCUUAUCUCUAUUAUGCUCUUUGUCACCUGACCCCUCCUCCUCCUCUGGGACACAUAUACACCUGCAGCAGCUAUUCUGGUGGCUUCAGUGCUCACCAUGGCCUCCACACCUACACCUAUCACUGUGCGUCUGGUGUACGAUGAAAGGCUAUCACUGGGCAAGAGGAUUGUUGACCCCUACCUUGGACAAGACUACUUGAAGUUGCUUCAGGAGUGUUUGCAGAAAAAUCUUCUUUUCGAGGACCCACAAUUUCCUGCUGGUCCUACAUCUUUGGGGUACAACCAGUUAGGACCAUGGUCCCCGGAGACCAGAGGCAUCCAGUGGAAAAGACCACAGGAGAUUGUCCAGUUCCCCCAGUUCAUCAGUGAUGACAUGAAAUGGACAGACAUCCGCCAAGGACAGCUGGGUAACUGCUGGUUUCUUGCUGCGGCUGCCUCGUUAACACUUUACCCCCUUCUAAUGGAGCGUGUGGUUCCUCCUCAGCAAAGGUUUCAGAGUGAUUAUGCUGGAAUAUUCCAUUUUCAGUUCUGGCAGUAUGGCCAAUGGGUUGAUGUUGUAGUCGAUGACCGUUUGCCUACAAGGAACGGAGAGCUGGUGUUUGUCCAUUCUGCUCAGAAGAGUGAGUUCUGGCCGGCCCUGUUGGAAAAGGCUUAUGCCAAGUUGAAUGGCUCCUAUGAGGCUCUGAAUGGCGGCUGGCUCAAUGAAGCCUUUGUGGAUUUCACCGGAGGGUUGGACGAGAGUGUGGACCUCAAAGCUGCUCCGCAAGGUCUAUUCCAGAUGAUCCAGAAGGCUGUAGAGAAGAGGUCACUGAUGGGAGCCGCCAUCAAUAUUUCAAACCAGUCCGAAAGUGAAAUGAGAACCCCAGAAGGACUUGUGAAAGGUCAUGCCUAUUCCAUUAUAGGUGUCGCGGAGGUAGAAUAUAAUGGGCGCAGAAUCCCGUUACUCAGGUUGCGGAAUCCAUGGGGGGAAGUGGAGUGGAACGGACGUUGGAGUGAUAACUCCACUCAGUGGUUACUAUUGAACAAUGCAACUAGACAGGAACUCCAAGUAAAAUGCGAUGACGGUGAAUUCUGGAUGCAGAUGGAUGACUUCAUGCGCUACUUUGAUACUUUGGAAAUUUGCAGUCUGACACCAGACUUAGCCUGUUGUGACUAUGCCCAUCCAUGGAAUGGCAACUCUUUUGAAGGAAAAUGGGUGAGGGGGCACAAUGCUGGAGGAUGCCGCAACUACAAAGGCACAUUCUGGACCAAUCCUCAGUUCCUGGUAACGGUGGAAUCAGACGAGAAGCAUCCAUGUACCCUGCUGGCCUCUCUUCUUCAGAAGGACAGACGGAAGGAGAGAGCCAUGGGGAGAGACUUCCUGGUUAUUGGUUUUGAGAUCUAUAAGUUUGAUGACAUGAGCCUAGUGUCCCAGAGAGCCACAGUGGUCUCCAGCCUGAUCCCUAUGGCUCUUACACCAUAUAUAGCCAAGCGUGAUGUCACCGGCCGCUAUGAACUGCCCCCCGGACAAUAUCUGAUCAUCCCUACAACCUAUAUGCCCCAGGAGGAGUCUUCCUUUACUUUAAGGGUCUUCACAGAGACACAACACCAACUCAAGGAGAUUGACUGCAAAGUUAAAGCAGAAGCAAAAGUGUUCCAGGAGGGUGAACUUCGGAUGAGCAUGGAAGAUUUAAGAAAACAUUUCAUACGACUGUCCGGACAGGACCAGGAAAUGAGCCCGGAGGAGUUACAGAGCAUCCUGGUGCAGACUACCUCCAAACAUGCCCAUCUGAAGACUGAAGGGUUUUCCAUGGAAACAUGCAUCCAGCUGGUGAAAAUUGCAGAUCGCAGCGGGACCGGAAAGCUGCAAUUGGAAGAAUUUCGAUAUCUCUGGAGCAAAAUCAAAGAAUGGGAGAGUCUAUUUACAAAGUAUGACUGUGACAGAUCCGGAACGAUGGAUGUACAGGAGCUGCGCCUGGCACUGGAAGCUGGCGGUUUUCAGCUGAAUAACAAACUUGUGGAGCAGCUGUGCAUACAAUAUGGAGAUGAUCUGAGACGGGUGGAUUUUGACAGCUUCCUAUCCUGUCUAGCACAUCUUGUGGGUGUUUUUGAUGCAUGCCGGAAGAUGGACCAGGACAAAGAUGGCGUCAUCACUCUUGUGGAAUCGCAGUGGUUGCGGAUGACAAGGCUUCAGUGAAACGAACAACCUUCUCAGCACUUACAGAAAAGCCAUCACUGGCGACGGGAAAUUCUGGACAUCGGGAUCGGGACCAGAGAGGAUGGAGAUUACCAUUCUUAAGUCAACGGCUGUAGAACGUUAUAUGUCUCCGCAGAGGCUGUCAAUAAAACAAACUUUACCAACGCACCAUUCUGUGACACGAGAAACACGGGCACAGACGCCUUCAAGCAACUUUUGAAACUCUGUAUUUUUGAACGUUUUUUUUCAAAUAAUAAUAAUAAUAAAAAAAAAAAAAUCAUAUACAGGUUUUUAAAAAGAGGAGCAAAUUUAAUUUACACAGAAGUACUAAAUGUACAUCAUUCUUUUAAAAAAAUCAUUCUACAUUAUAAAUACAGUAGAAAUUCUUUUAUAGUACUAUACUCAGACCGUAAUGUUGGUUGGGGAUCGGGAGGGUGAAAAUGAAGGGGGUGGAUGGGCAUUAAUGAGUUUGGAAACUUUGCCAAAGAAAAUAAAUACCAAACUGGCGAUAACUAGGAUAUAUAAGGGAGCAGGUGUCAAAGAGUACGUCUGUCUGGAUGUGGGGGGCUCUGCUCGAGUGUAGGAAGAGUACACCGUUCUUACUUAAUGUUACUGCAAGUGACUCCGACCUCGCUUUAGUCCCCGCUGCUUUCACUCCUACACGUAAAGCUUAAAGUUGAACAACACUUAUUUUACUUUCAUUGACAUUUUAUUUUCCUGCUAUUGGUCCAUCAUUUAAUUUUGUUAACUUUUUUGGUACAAUGUGCCGAUACAGCUAAAUAUUUUCCACUUCCUGUAUAUGUAUCACAGGGAGAGGGGAUUCUGCACAAUUUUGGUGCUAGAACUAAAUUUUGGGCAGAUUCUGAUAACACUGUCUAAAGAGAAUGCUGAUAGUAUGCCGUAUUCAAUACCAAUUGGCAAUGCCCAAUUGCCAGGUAUCCAUUCCAUCCCUAUGAGGCUCCUAGGCCCAAUCCAUAACUUAGAUUUCAUAAAUCACCAUUUAUGCUACUAUCUUCCACCAGCCUCUUGACACUUGAUCCUCCCUUACCAACUUUGUACAUACAAAAGGAACUUUUAUAUCCCAAUCCAAAGCAGACGUACAAGCCUGACUGAAAAGAGCGGUUACCCGAUCAACACAAUUACCACCCCCUCUCCAAUGUUGGUGCACCCCAAGAAGAAAAAAACAAAAAAAAACAAAGUGAAUAUUCCAUAUUUAGUUGUCCGUGUGCACUGUGCAUUCAUUUGCUAUUUUCCCAGAUAGGAAAAUAAUAAUAAAAAAAUACAACACAGAACAUAAAAAAAUCCCCUGACUUGAUGCUUGAAUAACUUAAAGAAAUA